Messenger RNA from Xenopus tropicalis (tropical clawed frog), 1873 nucleotides. It is a transcript of the gene spmip4, whose product is annotated as sperm microtubule inner protein 4 homolog. The record is from RefSeq and is a predicted model, not a curated record. Lineage: Eukaryota; Metazoa; Chordata; Amphibia; Anura; Pipidae. Bases 138 to 1769 code for a protein of 543 amino acids. The transcript is spliced from 10 exons.
ACACAGCAGGAUCUGAAGACAGGAGCCCGAGGAUCAUUUCAUCUCCUGAGUGAUACUGCGGAGAUAAACUGAAGGCCCUCCUUCAAUUACUUAUUCUGCAAAACCUUUCUGGGGACCACAACACUGGAACAUGAGGAAUGGCAGUGCAGCAUGACUUGCCACAUUACUACAGGCAAAGAGAAGGGGCUCAAUGGCUAGUUCCCUCUUACCAGUCCUCUGAAAUACUGACGCCACAGCAAAUACCACAGCGCCUCACUGUAUCACCAGGGCGCUAUGAAGAAUAUCUUUCCAAGUUGAGCACACCAGCGAGGCUUCCAUGGGGAAGAGAAAGAGAAUAUGGGGGAAUAGGUCCAGUGUGCCUUCCGAACAAUCACAGACCAAAGGCAGAACCUCCUCCUCAAGAAGCCAAGGGGCACAAGCACUAUGGCUAUGGGGGAGACCCCUGGCCAAGAGGGCUUCCAAUUGAGCAGUACUACGACAUAACCCAGCUGAGAAAGAGUGCAGUGCGUGCCAGCGAUGAUUUGUAUCCUAAACCACCUGAUGUUUCUAUAAAUAUUAAACAAAUAAGCACAGGCUUUCCAGCAGAGCACCCAUAUCAGUCACACAUAUCAAAGUUUGCCAUGUUUCCGAGCUACAGCCCCCCCGAAGAACCGGACUGCACCUUUUCUCCACUUCAUCCAGAGAGUGCAUCACAUGGAUAUGAAACUAUUGUCUUAAGGAAAACUAGUGGAAGUCCAUACAGGCAUGAGAUCAUUCUUGAGCCCCAGAGGCCAUUAACCUGGCCUGGGCAGGAUGGAUACUUUCAUUUUCCCAAAUCUAAUCAAGGGCACACGCAGAUUUACUAUCCAGUGCCUCCAAAAACAGUUGCUCCCAAUUACUUCUGCAAGUCACCAGAAGAGCCUCUUUCUGAGAAAACUGUCAAUUUGCAAAGGAGUCUGAUAAAGUCCCAGUGGAUAACCUCUUACAGCCGCAGCUUUCCAGAUUACGGUGAAAUGAACCGUUUAGAUCCUAGUCGUUCUCUUGAUCCUUGCAGUACUAGGCAGCUGGGUGGAAGUGUGGAAAUGAACUUACAAUUGGAACCUCUAGAAGGAAGAGCUGUCUGUUUUCAAGCUUCUAAUAAUCCCACUGAUACAACUAAAAAACUGUUAAACUUUCCACCUCAGGGCCGAAACUUACAAACUGGUAUAAGUCCCGAUUGUGGGAUUCCAUUUCAUUCCAAACAUCACACGCCUCCAGGUUGUGAUACCUCACCCGACUACUGUAGCGAUAGAUUCUGCUGUCCUGAAGAACACAAAGCCCAUUCUACCAGAAAGUGUCAGUUUAGGGAACCAGAGCUACGUAAAAUCACAGAUACUGACAAAACAGAUGCUUUGUACAGCAGGCAGCUCGUGCAGGUCCCAGUGCUUCAGGACUCAGAAAUAAAACCAAUUUAUGAUAAGGAAUUCCAUCCCAGUCAAGCUGAAAAUGCAUAUUGUAAUCUGAGGAAGUCAUUUGCAGACAAUGUUGCCUAUGGGAUUACUGGGGAAAGCCUUAAUGGAUGGCGCAACGAUCAAAGGGAAUCCCAGGCACCAGUUCCAGGGGAAUUAUGUGACAAAAAGGAGGAACAAGGCCCUAAUUUACUUGAACUGCAAAGCUCAUUUUCAAGAACUAAAGCAUAUAGAGAUUUUCACCAAAACUUCUCAGACAAAACAAUGGAUUUAAGAGACAAUUUGAAUUCAGGGAAAAAACACAAGUUCUUUGGUUUCAAUUCAUUUUAUUUCCAUAACUAAUAAUCAGAAUGCAAAUAUAACACCAGCUGAUAAUGAUCCCUGGCUGUUUCUGCUUAGCAAGAUUUGGCAAAUUUACAAACAAUAAAAUGUGAUCUUCAACAAAA